Messenger RNA from Macrosteles quadrilineatus (aster leafhopper), 1746 nucleotides. RefSeq names its product adenylate kinase 8-like. The record is from RefSeq and is a predicted model, not a curated record. Gene Ontology annotation, cellular component: cytoplasm. Gene Ontology annotation, biological process: nucleoside triphosphate biosynthetic process. NCBI's taxonomy places the organism in Eukaryota, Metazoa, Arthropoda, Insecta, Hemiptera, Cicadellidae. Bases 55 to 1617 code for a protein of 520 amino acids. The transcript has a single exon. Gene Ontology annotation, molecular function: AMP kinase activity; nucleoside diphosphate kinase activity; ATP binding.
UAGAAAGUUAGCAUUUUUUUGUGUAACCUAUUAAGUUUACUAAUUAUUUCCGUCAUGGCUGUCGAUGAGUCUAUGAGAACAUUGAAAAUUCCUCCCCGUUUUACACCUUACCUUGAAAAGCAUCGCAUUUACGAACUCUUUUACGACCUAGGAAAUGAACUUGCCAUAAACCGUCCCUCUGACCCGUUAUUGUUUCUAAAGACACGUCUGGAGCAAGUUGACAAAUGGCGAGACAAACGCAUCAUCGUGAUGAUUACUCCUCCGUCCAUGGACAGGAUAAAACUUUCCCAGCUCGUUUCAGCUAAAUCUGGCUGCAGUAUACUUUCAAGAUACCUGUGUGUCAAAAAUCCCGUAGACCAUUACUCUCCAAUAAUAUUGGCCAAGGCUGUUUCAGACACAUUGGAGGAAUCCGACGAAAAAGAUUGGAUUUUUGCAGACUUUCCGGAUACAGCUGAAGAGGCAGAAGAACUUAUAACCCUUGGUGUUUUACCGACACAUACACUGUUGUUACUAGAAGAUAAUAAUAAUGUAGACGAAGAAGAAGCCCAAACAAUGACGUUAAAAACAUCCCCGUCUGUAUUGAUGGACUACGACAACAAUGCUUAUCACUUGAAGGAACUUUAUAAAUCGUCUCUCAAGGUUGUCAAAGUGAAAAAUAAAUCUCUGGAGGAUGUAGCUGAAGCGUGUUCAAUAUUGGCAAAGAAAAUGCCUUGUAGGCCAGCUCCCAGGUUAUUUAGAGUAGCUCUUAUUGGGCCAAGAGGUUCAAGAAGAAGAACCCUUGCUAAACUUGUUAGCAAACAAUUCAACGUGGUCCAUGUGGACAUGGAACAGUUGGUAAAUGCGGCCAGGGUUGCUGACACAGCAUCAGGUGAUGAACUCAGAUAUUUAGACAAAAACGGCUUUAGCUACCCACUUAAAACUGUUUUCGACCUACUCAAAAAUAGACUAGCCAAAGAAGAUUGUAUAAAUCGGGGAUACGUAUUGACGAACUUCCCAACUUCUGUAGAUGAUUUUGUAUUGCUUGACUCCAUUGAGACGCCACCCAAUAGAGUAGUUUUCUUAGAUGUAGACGAAGCAGAGUGCCAGAAAAGAUUAGAAAAUAGAUUAGUAAAUAUGCACACGGGAAGUCUGCACUAUAGAAGUGACGACCAGUCAAACCCAGAAAAUCUAACUCAUCCUGACGACCAGGCUUGCAAGGUAGAAAAUGAGAUAAUGUUUUAUAACGAGAGAAUAGAAGCUAUCAAGGAUUAUUGUGGUGAGACGGCUUCCAUCGUCGAUGCGAGAGGUCCAAUAAAUUCUUUGUUGGAAAGGAUCGAGGAUAUAUUAAUGAGUCCUGCUCCUGUUACCAAACCGAGAUCUGGGAAUUCGACUAAGAAACAUAACGAGCCCAGGAAAUCAGGAUCAGAGGCGUCAUCAGGUAGCCGGCGACUAUAUACUCCUAUAUCCCGCACUGAAGUUGUUCCGAUGAUAGAAUCAGUAGAAUUGCUCAGGAGAUUUAGCGAACUGAAGAUGAUCGCCAAAGGACGUAGUGAUAGUAGUUCUACUGAUGACGGUGAUCUGAUCAUGCGUGAAUUAGAUAAGGAGUUUGAGCGAGCGCUCAGAGGAGGACGACCUUAAAUAAUAGAAAAAAAUCAAUUCAGCAGGACUCUUAACUUUAUUACUUAAGAACUAUUGUUUUGUUUUUAGGCCUGUUUUUGGAUAGUUUUUAUUAAACAAAUCAAUAAAUUAAAUCAAUAACUUUAAGAA